AUGGAUUUCUCAUAUUUUACUUCGGCCCCCCAACCGUACCAGUUCUUUGGACUCUCUCAAACGCCCAGCAACAAUCAUACCCCGACACUGGACGACUUCGAUCCUAACGCUUCCAACGAUCAUUUCGAUUCUGCCUUCGCCGCAUUCCAGCAAAAUUUCCACUAUGAUCCCUCAACAUUCCUGGCACAGCCACAUCAGCCUAAUAACGUAUCCCCUCCCCUCGAUCUGCAUCGGGAUUCGAUGUUAUCUAUACCUGAUGGCGACUCCAAAGGCGUGGCUACAACCGUAGCAGAAAUACCCGCAGAAGAGACCGUUGUUGGCCGAAGUAGUAGUGAAGAGAAGGACCUUUUGACACCGCAACAAAAUAAACGAAAAGCGCAGAAUCGAGCAGCGCAACGCGCCUUUAGGGAAAGAAAAGAAAGACACGUGAAAGACCUCGAGGCCAAACUUUCCACCUUGCAACAUCAGUCGAUGACUUUGAACGGCGAGAAUGAAAGGCUACGUCGCGAACUUGCCAAAAUUGCGACCGAAAACGAAAUUCUACGGGCUACGUCAGGUUCUUCGUCUAACGGGCCUACGCCAUUCAUGGAAGAGCCAGAUGAAUUAGUGGGGCCAAUGCGCUUCAUACCGACAGACAUACCUGCAAAGACACGGUCCGCCACCAGUAGCAUGGCAUCUGGAGGAGAACCCUUCUCCAAAUACGCACACUUCGGUACGAUGAGGACUAUCACCAUUGAUAACGAGACUGGCGAACAGCUACUCGGCGCUGGUGCAACUUGGGAUUAUAUCCAAGCGCAUGAAUUGUUCAGGAAGGGGCUGGUUGAUGUAGGCGAUGUAUGUGAACGAUUAAAGAAGAUGGCCAGAUGUGAUGGUCAAGGGCCAAUCUUUUUGGAGAGCGAUGUUCGGCAGGCGAUUAGCGAGAGCGCGGUCGCAGGCGGGCGGGAUGAGUUGAUCUGA
Exophiala spinifera is the source of this 957-nucleotide messenger RNA. RefSeq lists its product as uncharacterized. The transcript is spliced from 3 exons. Gene Ontology annotation, cellular component: RNA polymerase II transcription regulator complex. Lineage: Eukaryota; Fungi; Ascomycota; Eurotiomycetes; Chaetothyriales; Herpotrichiellaceae. The coding region runs from base 1 to 957 and encodes 318 amino acids. Gene Ontology annotation, molecular function: DNA-binding transcription activator activity, RNA polymerase II-specific; transcription cis-regulatory region binding. The record is from RefSeq and is a predicted model, not a curated record.